CGUCAUUUUGUUAUGAGCAUUAUCGGACUGAUACCUUCCAGCGGGUCCAACUCACAGCUGAUAGUAUCUGCCCAAGGCUGCAAGAUAUCUAAGGCCAAUGUGCCGUGCUAGAUUUUCUUUGUUGUAUGAGAAAGUGGCAGUACUUGAGACUUGUCAUGUCGUGUACACCAUUCUUCUGGAUGAGAAAGAGUCAGAAAGGGAGGACAAAAGGCAACUACUGUUGAAGAUGAAAAGGAGAGAGUGAAGAAUCCGGAAGUGUUAGUCCAAGUACACCCUAGCUCUCACUUCUCAACAGCCCAUGAUAACUUCACAACAUGCGCGAGGAAAGAAGAGAAAAAGAGCAGAUGAUAUUGGAACCUCUACACUCGAGACCAGUGUGAGAUGAAACAACAGAGAAGUCUAAGGCCCAGGACCUACAAUAGUAGUGUAUCAUCUGACAGAGGGUAUUCCUCAGCUCAUUCUCUACCCAGUGUCAGCACCUACCUAGCACCAGCACUCUCGAUGUCUUCGUCCACGACACUGACCGGUACCAGCACGUAAUAGUCUUCAACCUACCCCACACCCCAGGGCAGUGCCACAACGAGCCUAGCCCUACCAACAGUGGGGGGAGACAUGCCAGGGUUCUCUGAGAGUGUCAGCAACCCAGCAGCGGGGCGGUGAAUCUUCAGAUGCAGAUCUGGAAAGUAUAAUGAGAGCUGGAUAGAUUGGCAGAGUGUGUCGUGAGACUUGAAGCCAGUAUAAGCAGGUGUGGUGGGGAGAAAGCAGAGGAACUGGGGGCGGUACUAACGGUAGAAUCAAUGCCCGGACCUGACUGAGCCUGAGUUGCCUAACAGUCCGUGUGACAACAGAGUCCUACUGUGGCUGGUGAGAAAGGUGGGCGAUUGGAAGUUCCUGGCACGAUGGCUGGGGCUACAGGAGAGCGACAUAACUCAAGUAGAGAUGGACAACCCGAGAUCUGGUCGAGAGCAGUGCUACCAAAUGCUCUUGAAGUGGAAGUCAGUGGCUCCCGAGAGCUAUUCGUAUCCAGUAUUGGGAGAGGCUCUGAGACAAGAGAGUCUGGAGCUGUUCAAUGCAUACGUAAAGGAAGUACAUCGAGUAGAGGGCUGAGAUACGAUUCCUCUCUGUGAUAUUAAAGCAUUCUCUCGGGCAAUAUUAUAAAUAUUCAUUAUCAUUGAGCAAAUAUAUUGUCACCAAAAUGUUGUUUAUGUUCAUGCACUCCUAGCAUCAUUGAGUCGAUGCUGCCAUUUUUAAUGAUUGUUUUUAUGUAGAGUCACUUUGACUAGCAAUGCUAUGUUUGUUAAAAACUGUUUUAACAGACGCCAUUGUUAAGCUGGUUAUACGUCACCGAUUAGCUAGUCACCUGUACAGAACAAUGCAGAUAUUACACAAACACGAG
Geodia barretti is the source of this 1396-nucleotide messenger RNA. NCBI's taxonomy places the organism in Eukaryota, Metazoa, Porifera, Demospongiae, Tetractinellida, Geodiidae. The record is from the annotation of a GenBank genome assembly.